This is a messenger RNA of Ziziphus jujuba (common jujube), 2017 nucleotides long. Its product is annotated as glutathione reductase, chloroplastic. NCBI's taxonomy places the organism in Eukaryota, Viridiplantae, Streptophyta, Magnoliopsida, Rosales, Rhamnaceae. The record is from RefSeq and is a predicted model, not a curated record. Gene Ontology annotation, molecular function: flavin adenine dinucleotide binding; NADP binding; glutathione-disulfide reductase (NADPH) activity. The coding region runs from base 288 to 1781 and encodes 497 amino acids. Gene Ontology annotation, cellular component: cytosol; mitochondrion. Gene Ontology annotation, biological process: cellular response to oxidative stress; cell redox homeostasis; glutathione metabolic process. The transcript has 17 exons.
CUGAGUUUUCUGAAUAAACCUUUUUUAUUCUAUAAUUAAAAAAAAAAAAAAUAUUAAAUUAAAAAUCACCAGCUUUCGUCUCUUCUGAAUCCACCAUUGCAUUUCUCUCCUGUGCUUAAGAUCGUAAAUAAGGGAAGUGUAUUGUAGAUAACUGAGAAAUUACUAUAUACCACCUCUGACGCCGCAUCUACUACAAAAACCCUAGAACUUCUACUUCUGCUACUCUGUUUUUUUGCUACUUCUUUUCUCCAUUUCCUGCUUCGCUUCGUUCGAUAUAGUCUUUAAUCAUGUCGAGGAAGAUGCUUAACGAUGGGGAAGUGAACCAAACUAAUGAAGAUGAUGCCCACUAUGACUUCGACUUGUUUGUUAUUGGGGCAGGAAGUGGUGGUGUUCGUGCUUCUAGAUUUUCAGCUAAUUUUGGAGCCAAGGUUGGUAUAUGUGAACUUCCAUUUCAUCCGAUCAGCUCAGAAGUUGUUGGAGGAGUUGGUGGAACAUGUGUUAUCCGUGGUUGUGUUCCCAAAAAGAUUCUGGUGUAUGGAGCAUCUUUUGGAGGUGAAAUCGAGGAUGCAAGGAAUUAUGGGUGGGAAGUGAAUGAGAAAGUUGACUUCAAUUGGAAGAAACUUUUGCAGAAAAAGACAGAUGAAAUAGUCCGGUUGAAUGGAAUAUACAAGCGAUUAUUGGCAAAUGCUGGGGUUAAAUUAUUCGAAGGAGAGGGAAAGAUAGUUGGUCCUAAUGAAGUUGAGGUCAUACAACUAGAUGGCACUAAAUUGAGCUACUCAGCUAAACACAUACUGAUUGCAACUGGCAGUAGGGCUCAUCGUAUUUCAAUUCCUGGCCAGGAAUUGGCUAUAACCUCUGAUGAGGCAUUGAGUUUAGAGGAAUUUCCGAAACAUGCUGUGGUGCUUGGUGGAGGGUACAUAGCUGUUGAAUUUGCUUCGAUAUGGCGAGGACUGGGAGCUACUGUUGAUCUAUGUUUUAGAAAAGAACUUCCAUUAAGGGGUUUUGAUGAUGAAAUGAGGGCAGUGGUUGCAAGAAAUCUGGAAGGCAGGGGAGUUAAUUUACAUCCAAGGACAAAUUUGACAAAGUUGGAAAAAACAGAAGAUGGCAAAAUAAAAGCUACUACGGAUCAUGGUGAAGAUUUGAUUGCAGAUGUAGUUCUGUUUGCAACUGGUCGGGUUCCUAAUACAAAGAGGUUGAAUCUUGAAGCUGCAGGUGUGGAACUUGAUGAGGCAGGAGCUGUGAAGGUAGAUGAGUACUCACGCACCAACAUUCCUAGCAUAUGGGCUGUCGGUGAUGUUACAAACCGGAUGAAUCUUACUCCUGUGGCCUUAAUGGAGGGAACAUUUUUUGCGAACACUGUUUUUAAUGGGAAACCUUCUAAACCAGACUACAGAGACGUACCCUAUGCAGUGUUUAGCAUACCGCCACUUUCUGUUGUCGGUCUCAGUGAAGAACAAGCAAUUGAGCAAGCACAUGGAGAUAUUUUGGUCUUCACAUCAACCUUCAAUCCAAUGAAGAACACUGUCUCUGGACGACAAGAAAAGACAGUUAUGAAGCUUGUUGUUGAUGCUGAGACGGAUAAAGUUCUUGGGGCAUCCAUGGUUGGGCCAGAUGCACCUGAAAUUAUACAGGGCAUUGCUGUUGCGCUUAAGUGUGGAGCAACCAAGGCACAAUUUGACAGCACAGUGGGAAUACAUCCUUCUGCCGCGGAGGAAUUUGUGACAAUGCGUACGGUUUCAAGGCGUGUUCCUCCUGCUAACAAACCAAAGACAAAUCUAUAAGAAUACAGUGAGUAGAUUCUGGAAGAGGGAUAUAUAUAUAUAUAUAUAUAUGCUUUGGAAAAAGGAUAUUCGCUUAGUUAUAUAGGUAGUUGUUUUACAUUCACUACAUGGAAACAUGGGGUAUAACGAGGGAAAAAAAAUUGGUUGGAUUUUUUUUGUCCAAUAAAAUUUACUUUGAGCAGUGUUAAAAAGAUAAUUGCGCAGAACCAAUAUAAUUUACUAUCUAUAUUUUUAUA